GCCCCUUUGAAGUCACUCUUUGCCAGGGUUGCUGGAGGCGUUGGAUUGGGAAGUGUAGGAAAGCAAAGUACAGAUGGAGGGCAGCAGGAGUAAAACAUGGCCGCGCGCUUGGGAACGAUGGUGAGGUACCUGCUGACAUCGCGAAAGCUCAAUAGCAGUGAAACUUGGUGUCUAAGACUAUAAGGAAUACAGAAUAUUUUGGUCGAUUCUCGAUUCCAUUCGUGUACCUGUGGCAUUAUCAUUGGCAUACGUUUGAGAAUCUGACGACGGAAGCUUGUGAUCCGCGCGGGAACUGGCUAGCUGAACUGCUGCCUCCCUAUGGAGGAGAGCCGCUAUGGGCGAAUACGUGCAUUUCGUACAAAUAAUUAACGGUAUCCCUGUUCGCAUUCAAGGUCCAGUCGGAUUUGGUGGAUUGUCUUCUCUAAGUUCAAUUGGCUCUGGGAGUUCAUCGUCGUCGAACGGUGCCUUCGCUCCGGAACUGCCGGGUUCUCGUGGUAGUCGGUGCUUCAAUCUGAACGCGAGUCCCGCAUCUAGUAGCACCGGAGUACCUUUGCCUGUGUAUCCCGAUAGCAUGUUGGGGGAUGAUCGUGUAAUGUCCUCCAGUGGUACUGCGCAGUCAGCGUGCUGUUUACCCACGUCACAAGCAUCUAGUGGAGCGAUUUGUAAUGUAGGGGUUCCGCACACGUCCGGCUCAAGCAGUGUAUAUCCAUCUUUGGUCCGUUCCAUGGCCGGGGGUAUGCCGAGUAGUGGACUCUCUGUCCAAGGACAUACUCGGGGCUUAUCCGGCCCCGCUGAUAGCUCUGCGGCAAGUGGCGCCCUGGGCACCCACUUCCGCCAUCCGUCAACUGCCCCGUUGCGGAAGCUUUCCGUCGAUUUGAUAAAGACGUAUAAGCAUAUCAACCAGGUGUAUUACGCAAAGCGCCGACGAAGGGCUCAAAGAGGUCAUCAAGGUGUAGAUUCAGCUGUCCCCGUGGAUAGCAGCAGCAGUAGUUCAAAUAAUGCUGCCGAAACCACGAUGAACGGACUGUCGGCGAUGGCUAGUGCUACGACGACGACUACGAGCACUCCAGAUGGAUCCCAUUUGAAGAAGGAAAAGAAGAUCUAUAAUGACGGUUUUGACGAUGAGAACCACGAUUAUAUCAUCAAGGCUAACGAGAAGUUUCUCGAUCGCUAUGAGAUUGACUCUUUAAUUGUUCGUCUAAAAAGCAAUUUUAUGUGGCGAAACCACCUAUGCCUGGUGUUCGAACUUCUUUCGUACAAUUUGUACGAUUUGCUUCGUAACACCAACUUCCGUGGAGUAUCGCUGAAUUUGACCCGGAAGUUCGCCCAGCAGCUGUGUACUGCGUUGCUUUUUCUUUCGUCUCCUGAACUUUCGAUUAUCCAUUGCGAUUUGAAGCCAGAAAACAUCCUACUUUGUAAUCCGAAACGCUCCGCCAUUAAAAUUGUGGAUUUCGGUUCUUCAUGUCAGCUAGGACAAAAGAUUUACCAGUAUAUCCAGUCGCGCUUCUACCGAAGUCCUGAAGUACUGUUGGGAUUACCGUACGAUCUGGCGAUCGAUAUGUGGAGCCUUGGUUGCAUCCUUGUAGAGAUGCAUACUGGAGAACCACUGUUUUCUGGUGCUAAUGAGGUUGAUCAAAUGAACAAGAUUGUCGAGGUGCUCGGUAUGCCGCCGAAACAUUUGCUGGACCAAGCCCAGAAGACCCGCAAAUAUUUCGUGCGCUUGCCGGAUGGUACGUAUGUGCUGAAACGAGUCUCGCAAAAGGAAGGCGGCACGGCGGUGUGCUGCUCUUCAGCAUCCUCGUCAUCCCUCGGAUCCGGCGCGACUAAGAAGUAUAAGCCGCCAGGUACUCGUCGACUGCAUGACGUUCUUGGAGUAGAAAGUGGUGGUCCAGGGGAACGACGACUCGGUGAACCAGGACAUGGUGUGCCGGACUACUUGAAAUUCAAGGACCUCAUCCUUCGAAUGCUGGAAUAUGAUCCGAAACUGCGAGUCACGCCGUACUACGCGUUGCAGCACAACUUCUUCAAGCGGACUACGGACGAAAGCACGAACACAAACGUGGGUUCUGCGCAGGGCUCUGGAGGCGGAACGAGCCACGUGGCUUCGACUUCGGGAAGCCACAUGGAGCAGCUGUCGAACGCAGUCGCACAAGUGUCUGCCGCCGGCGUCACGAGUAUGAUUGGUUCGUCGGCGUUGCCGACUGUACCAGGUACAGCAGCUAACAUGAUUUUGUCCGAAGUCUACGAUUACGCCAAAGUUCCGCGUCUUCAGGCCUUGUCCGCCGUUAAUUUUUCAUGGAAUUCUGCGAGCCGGUCGUACUCCGUUUCCACGAAUUCUUUAAACUCCGUGUUGAGGGCUGAGAUGGAUUCCGACGAGUAGGGCUCGCUCGAUUGCAGUUCUUACAAAAAAAAAAAAAAAAAAAGAUCUGAUGAUACUGAAGACUUUCUUUCUAAUGAUGUACUGUUGGAGGAUACCGUUGAUGCGUCUUAGUGGGAGAAAUAUCCCUGAAUGCCUCUGAAACCGCAAAGUUACCGGAGUCGGAAUUCGUUCCAACCCGUCAGAGAAUUCAUGAGCGAACAGCGCGCACAUCCGAAGUAUAAUGAAAACAUCUCGCAUUUUGCUUUUGCUGGAAGGUCAAUCAACAGAAAAUUUACCUAAGGUUUUCUUGCGAAUGAACGCGCUUCAUUUGGCGAUUCCCUGACUUGGUAGUGAGCCGCGUCAGUUGAAAUCAUCCUAUACCUUUAAAAUACUAGACCAUUCUAUUUUAUUCAAUUGACGAGGUUUCAAGAUAUCUGAGGAUUCCAGGAGCGAAGGAGUGAUGUUGCCGAUUGAUUUUAAUUUCCUUGAUGUGAUGUGAGUCUGCGGACUUCGUCUCUUUUGAAACUUUCCCAAAAAUUGUUGGCGAGUAUUUUAGAGGUGUUCAGCCGACAAACACUUAUUUUGGAAUCACUUGGGCAUGAGAUCCUUUUUGAGAUCUCGCUUUGCUCUAUAUUCUCAAUCAAAAAUUUUUACUCCGGAGACUUGAGGCUGAUCUUGUUCAAUGAAAAUUUGAUGUGUAUUUCAAAUUUAUGUAGUCUGAUGAAUCUUGCAGAAGUACGAGUAAGACGUAAUUCCUUUCGCGUGAAUGCAAUGCUUCGAAUCAUUCAAUUGAAAUGUCGUAAGCAUUAAUUGAACGAGCGUCCCUGGGUACAAGUUGGGAGUAUUUUGGUGUGCGCAUAGGUGAUGAGUUAUGAAUACCAUAUUUUCAGCAUUACCGCCGAAACACGAUUUGAUCAAAUGUAAGGUUCCAUUCCUGUCAUCACCUGGUGUGUAGCAAUUGAAGCUAGUUAGUUUUCCAUGUUGACGGACUUCUGUCGUACAGAUAACGCUUCAUGUGAAGUGAACGUGGUCAGCUAUGCUUUUUAAUCAAUCAGUUUUUUGUUGAAAUACAAGACAUAACACUUCGUGUACUUCCGAAUUGAGAAGUUUUAGAGUAUAAGUUGCGAGCCCUUUAAGUCGGAACCGUGGGGAGGAAUACGACAAGUGCCUCUUACUAUUUUUGGGGAUCUUCAAAUGAGCGGAGCUUGUGCAUGAAAAAGUAUGCAUUGUUCUCUGUUCCGAUGGUGGAGAAGUUUCCUUUUUUCUUUUCCAGUGUCGAACGAAUUUUUGCGAUGGUUUAGUGCCAUUCGCUUAGAGGAGUAGUGAGUUUUAUAUAGAAUGAUGGUGAAUGCGGUCGUUGGAAUGGUUAUGAACGUGGUUGCGGAUUUUUUGUAUAAGUUCGAAUUCGUGCUGUUUCUCUUGCCUUUUUUCCCGUUCGUUUUGAGUGAAGAAGUAGUGCGAUUGGGUGGGUGCAUUUUUUAUUUAUUUUUUUGCCCAUGUGUUCUACUUUCCGGGAAAUUCGGAAAUAUGAUCGGUUGCUCGUUAUUGCUUUCUCGGCGUCGCUCUCUUUUCUCAUUCCUUUGACUGUCGACAAUCCUCGUUCUUCUUGAUUUUCAAUUUUCCAGCGGAUGUAUAGUUGGAUUUUUGAAGGUUUCCAGUGUUUCUCUGAUUAACUGCAUUGAUGGGAUAUGGUAAUUCGGCGGAAGUAGGGUUAAAUUUGGUGCGAACGUCCAUUCUUAAGACGAACACUGACACUCUGGUGCCUUCUUAAAUUCAAAAGAAUGCGAUCCGAGUAUUCAUUUUAUUUCUAAGAUUUCUAUUGUGCUGAGUAGAACUAUAAAAAAUGUUCUGCACGUGGAAUGAAUUCAUAGUUUUCCGGUCUUGGUGGUUGAAGUGUCCUUCCUCGCUAAAUCAUUUUACUUUACAUACAUAUGCUCGUCCACAGCAUGAUUGCCGCAGCAUCGCAUAAUAUGAGAGCAUUAAUCUUCAUCACGCAAGCAAAUUUUCAUCUGAAGUUCACUUCAGCUUGCGUGCCACUUGAACUGAAACAUCUCAGAUAUACCGUAGAGCAGGGAUUUGUUGAGUGCGACCAAUAUGAAUUCUCAUGACCCUGAACAAAAUUUUGCAUACUCUUUUC
Messenger RNA from Notodromas monacha, 4496 nucleotides. NCBI's taxonomy places the organism in Eukaryota, Metazoa, Arthropoda, Ostracoda, Podocopida, Cyprididae. The record is from the annotation of a GenBank genome assembly.